AUGAAAGUUGACGAGGACAAGGUCAAGACUCUCAGCCCUCAGUUGCUUACCGCCUACUCAGGCAAGCCAGGUGAUGCCAUUCAAUUUGUGGAAUACGUCAAACGCAACAUCCGCCUAUACCAAAUCCUCAACCUCUGGGCUCUCCAACCGGCUGUGGCUGCCUCAUGGAUUUGGAGAGCCAUUGCAGAGUCACUGCGAUCAUGCAAGCCCUACUCUGUCAACCUCUUGAUGAUUAUGACACGUCGACGGAUGGCCCACAUCUCUACUGGGUCAACUAUUUUGGGACGAUGGCAGAGGUGCCGUUUGCUGCCCAGGGCUAUGGAUCCUACUUUGCUCUUAGUUUGCUUGAUUGAUAUCACGAUCCCCAUGCCACCCUUGAGGAAGGGAUUGCAACAUUGA
Molecule: messenger RNA, 399 nt
Organism: Cyclocybe aegerita
Lineage: Eukaryota; Fungi; Basidiomycota; Agaricomycetes; Agaricales; Hemipholiotaceae
Source: the annotation of a GenBank genome assembly